Molecule: messenger RNA, 1637 nt
Organism: Eucalyptus grandis
Lineage: Eukaryota; Viridiplantae; Streptophyta; Magnoliopsida; Myrtales; Myrtaceae
Product: spermidine synthase 1
Biological process (GO): spermidine biosynthetic process
Cellular component (GO): cytosol
Molecular function (GO): spermidine synthase activity
Source: RefSeq, a predicted model, not a curated record
ACAGGUGAGUGUGUCAGUAGAGAGAGAGCCCUACAAUCCAACGACCGACCGCCGAACGCGUCUUUCCUAAGCAGAUUCCUCUCGUGCGCGCGUCCCUCCGUCCGUCCGUGGCAUCGCCCCCCCUCCGUCACGCCGCUUUCGCACGUCGCUAUAUAAAGGGCGCCCUGCAGAAAGCAAGCCGAGAUCGUGCUGCCUUCUUUCUCUCUCUUUCUCUCUCUCUUUCUCUUUCUCUCUCUUUCCUUCCUUCCUUCCGGUCGGCACCUGCCCGCUCUCCCGCCGCACCGCUUGACUAGGUUUUUGCUCCUCUCGCGUGGAGGCUCCGAAGGGUUUUGGCGGAAAACCCGGACCCGUUAUCUUCUUAUGGCCGAAGAGGGUGCUGUUGGGUGCGCUGAUUUGCCCGUGAAGAGGCCGAGGGAGGAGGAGGAGAACGGGGCGGUGGCCGCCCCGGACGUGACCAUGGAGGCGGCGGUGGACUUCGGCAGCGGUGGCGCCAUGCCCUCCGUCAUUCCCGGGUGGUUCUCUGAGAUUAGCCCAAUGUGGCCCGGGGAAGCACACUCGUUAAAGGUGGAGAAGAUAUUAUUCCAAGGAAAAUCAGACUACCAGAAUGUUAUGGUUUUCCAGUCAUCAACAUACGGAAAAGUUCUUGUCUUGGAUGGGGUGAUCCAGCUUACUGAGAGAGAUGAGUGUGCAUAUCAAGAAAUGAUCACUCAUCUUCUUUGCUCAAUCCCGAAUCCAAAGAAGGUACUUGUGAUUGGUGGAGGGGAUGGGGGAGUUCUUCGUGAAGUGUCUCGCCACUCUUCUGUCGAACACAUUGACAUAUGUGAGAUUGACAAGAUGGUGGUUGAUGUUUCGAAACAAUUCUUUCCUGAUGUUGCAGUUGGUUAUGAUGAUCCCCGUGUCAACCUCCACAUCGGCGACGGAGUUGCAUUCUUGAAAGCUGUACCAGAAGGAACUUAUGAUGCAGUCAUAGUUGAUUCUUCAGAUCCUAUUGGUCCUGCACAAGAACUUUUUGAGAAGCCCUUUUUUCAGUCUGUUGCGAGGGCCCUCCGUCCGGGAGGAGUUGUGUGCACUCAGGCAGAAAGUAUAUGGCUUCACAUGCACAUUAUCGAGGACAUCGUUUCGAAUUGCCGUCAGAUUUUCAAGGGCUCAGUCAACUAUGCAUGGACCACUGUGCCUACGUACCCCAGUGGGGUGAUUGGUUUCAUGCUUUGCUCAACGGAGGGGCCACCUGUUGAUUUCAAGCAUCCAGUGAAUCCCAUAGAUGCCGAUGGAGCUCUUAGCAAGACUAGACGGCCACUGAAGUUCUACAACUCAGAGAUCCAUACAGCGGCAUUCUGUUUGCCCUCCUUUGCGAAGAAGGUAAUCGAUGCGAAGGCUAGUUGAGGAAUUUCUUCUUUUCAAUGGAGCAGAGAGAGAGAGAUAUUACCCAGUGUUGGAGCUCCCCAUCCUCAAUGAUGAAAGUGGUGCCUUCGGCUAAGUUCAUGCAAUAAGUUGAGAUUUGGAUAUAUGAUCCCAGCAUUGUUCACCCCAGGCUAUAUAUUUUUGCUGGACACUUUGAUAAAUCCGAUUUUAUUCUUAUAUCCCUUCUGGGUACAGACUCGUUGGCUUAACCAGUUGCGUCUCUUUUUGAUUCAUAA